Molecule: messenger RNA, 1781 nt
Organism: Folsomia candida
Lineage: Eukaryota; Metazoa; Arthropoda; Collembola; Entomobryomorpha; Isotomidae
Exons: 9
Coding region: 174-1070 (298 amino acids)
Source: RefSeq, a predicted model, not a curated record
GGAGGUGUAGGGUUCACCGUGAAGUAAAACAACAAACACCAAAACGCAAGAUAUUGAAAUAAUACGGCCCGCGAGCAUCUAGAACAUCAAUAUGCUACCAACCAAAAAAUUCAAAAUACUGGACCAGAAAAAGGAAGCAAUCGCGGCAAUAAUCAACGCAACGUUUUCAUCGCAUGAAAAUGAACUUGCCAAAAUUAACAAGUUUUACUAAAUAUGCCUUCAGGACGCUACAGACGGUGCCAAUUGUACUGUAUAAGGCCAAGUACACCGAAGAAGUCAUUGUUUCCCGAGAUACGUGGGCCACGGCCUGCCUUACAUACAAUACAGAGAAAUGUACAGCACUUUUGUGUCAGGAAAUUCUUACAAGUGCCGACUGUAAUGGAACGGAUGGAGUUCCUGCCUAUAAGAAAUAUGGCAUUUUAAAUGGGGUCGGAUUGACCAUUAACAAAGCCAAUGACUUCUGUCUAUCUCCUGCAAACAUUGCGGAUGCAAUGCUGUGGCCUACCCAAGAAGCUAAGGAGGAACGUAAAAGGGUGUCAAAUUUAAUUGAUAAAUUUAAACUGAAUGAAUAUAAAACUGGCAAGCCGGAGGAGUCGGAAGAUGCUUCAUGUCCAAAAGACGCCCUCUCAAAAGAUAUACUCUCAAAAUUCCAAGAAAUUUAUCUCGAGGCUUUGGAAACGUCGCUCUUUAAAAACUCCAUAGAAAUUUUUGAGUACUUAAUACGAGCCUUUCAUGAGGAUAGAUACCUAUUUGUUGGAGGAGUUUCAAUUAAUUCUAAAGAUUACUGUAACGCUUACCUGUCACAAAGUGAUAUUGCCGAGGUGACAAAUGUGGUGAUGACAUCCAUCGAAAAUGAUUUAGGUAACGAAUACACCCGUGAAUGGCGCACCUCGCCCACCUUAAAACUCAUAACUUAUCAAUGCGCAGGUCACAUGAGGGGACAGCCAGCAAAGAUGUUUAUUGACUCGGCAAAGUCAGGAGAGCGAGCCUUCCUAACUGAAGCGGAGAUAAAUCAGUUGGAAACAAGUAUUUUUGGUUCCCGUCAUGAGGCCGUUGUCAUCUCCACAUGAUCCCAAUCACCAAACGAUGUGGAACGUCUUACUACUACUGAAAUUGUAGAGUCCACACUUUUGCAAUCGCCCCAUAUUCUAUCUCCGAAUUCCUGUGAUAUCGAGUCCCUGUAUAAUGGCUGUCCAAAUUGGCUUGAUGCUACUGACUUGACCAAUUCAAGUUCAAUUAUUCCGAGUUUUGAAUUAAUUGCUUGGGUUCCACACGUGUCAUCCUCUUCUUGUGAGGUUGUUGUAUUUGAAAAAGAUCAAUCAGAACUAAGCUUGGAGAUAGACGGAGGUCUCCGAGUUUGGACAGAUGAUGAGUACAUGAAUAGUCAAGAAAGACCACAAAUGCUUUUAAAAAAUGAAGAUAUAAUAAAAAUGGCAUCCAUAUUUGAAGAGGACUGGCUAGUUGGUUGUAGGUCUUUAUUAAACAAACUAUUUGAACCGAUCGAACAAGAGGGAAUGAAUUGGUCUGGGAGAUCUACGAAUGGAUAUAAGCAUGCUGCCUUUAUUAAUAAUCCGAAAACAUUCUUUAUUUUUUAUUUUUUCCGCCUAACAAAAACAGCAAGGGAACAAAAUCUUAAUUUGCAGCAAGUGCAUACCGAUAAGUCUAUUGAAUUGGAACCUUUAACAGAGCAUGAGUUUACGAAGGCUAAAUAUCACAUUUUUAUUGAUAAGGGAACGAAAACAACAAAAAAGACGAGUUGCUAAAUAAAUAUAAUGAAUGAA